This is a messenger RNA of Megalopta genalis, 2152 nucleotides long. RefSeq names its product 2',5'-phosphodiesterase 12. Lineage: Eukaryota; Metazoa; Arthropoda; Insecta; Hymenoptera; Halictidae. The record is from RefSeq and is a predicted model, not a curated record. Gene Ontology annotation, molecular function: 3'-5'-RNA exonuclease activity. Gene Ontology annotation, cellular component: mitochondrion. Gene Ontology annotation, biological process: nuclear-transcribed mRNA catabolic process, deadenylation-dependent decay.
AAGAGUCGAGCCUUCCUGAAGUCACCCAACUUAACUGUGACUAACUAGGGAGAGAAGGAAAGAGAGAGAAAAUUAGCAUCUGCGACAAAAUUCGUUAACCACUUUGUAAAUUAUAAGUGAUCUCAAGUGAUUUCUUGAUGAAAGAAGAAGGAAGUACAUACUUAUAACCUAUAACGUACAAGAUUGUUUAUUUACAUAUCGACUCGUAGGCACAAGAAAUAAAUAUUUCGUGGCAUUACAAUUUAUAAUUAACAUUGAGUAUUAAACCGUCUCUGUUAAAAAAAUCUAAACUUUAUUAUAAUAGGUCAAUAACAUAGUAUAAUAUGGUGAUAUGUUAACUUUGCUACGAAAAUCCUAUUCACGUGGGUUAACCUAUUUGUAUCCAUACUCAAUACUUGAUCAACAUCUGGUGAAAAGAUAUUCGCAACCGAAAGUAAUAAUAAAUAUGAACGAAGUUUGUAUAGUACACGACGAAGAUAGCGACAAUUUUCAAGUAUCGCUUCGAUAUGUUAAUAAUGAUUUAAAUAUCGACAGACAAUUCAAUUUUAGAAGAACAAUGAACGAACCCAUAAAUAAUUUUCUUCGAAGACUAGAUUUGAAUAUAAAUAAUUGUAUAACGAAAAAGCGCAAAAAGGGCAACAAACGUAAAGGGACUGAUGAUAUAAAUUCAACAGAAAACACAGUUGACAAUAUUGAAACCAAAAUGAUCAAAUUAAUGAAAAAUAAUUCAGAUCUUGAUGGUAAUGUUAGUUGGAAGACGAUGUUGGAAGACCCGUCAAAUAUAAAAUUGAUUAUUUUUGAUACAGAAUAUAUGUUCAAACGUAAUGUACCUUCUGUCACUAAAAUACAAUUACCAUCAUGUAUUUUAGUUGGCUUUCCUGCAUAUCCUUCAACGUUUGUAUCACAAUAUGUUGAUAAAACAAAAUCAACUUUUAAUUGGUAUAAAUACGAAGGUGGCAAAAGGAUUCACGUUGGAGAAGGUUACGUAUAUACACCAAAACUAUCUGACAUGGGUUGUAAAUUAAAAGUGUCAUGUAUACCAAGAAACAAUGAUCAGAUUGGACCUAUGAUAGAAGUUGUUUCUAAUGGUGUAGUAGAAGCAGGUCCAGGACCCUGCCCAUUUGAAACUAGACACACUUUUACUCAAAGUAAUUUAUCUGGAAAAAGUUUUAGAGUAACAUCCUAUAACAUACUGGCAGGUGUAUAUUCUGAAACUGGCUUUUCUAAAGAAACAUUGUAUCCAUAUUGUCCACAGUAUGCUUUAUCUAAGAAUUAUAGGAAAUUGCUAAUUCUUAAAGAAUUAAUAGGAUAUAAUGCAGAUAUUAUAUGUCUACAAGAAGUAGACCUCAAAGUUUAUGAAGAUGACUUAGUACCAUUUUUAUCUACAUUAAACUAUAAUGGCAUAUGUAAUCUUAAAAAUGAAUCAAGAGAAGGACUUGCAAUUUUUUAUAAUCGGGACAGAUUUGAUCAAUUGGAUUCAAAUUUUAGUAUUAUAGCACAUGAUACAGAUUCAAAUGAUUUUAAUACUACAUGGCUGCAGAUUCAAAAUGACAAUGUAAAACAAAUGUUUGUAGAUAGAAAUACGAUUAUACAGGCAAUAGCGCUGAAAUCUAAAGAAAAUUCAGAAAUCUUAAUUGUUGGCAAUACACAUUUAUAUUUCCGACCAAACGCAGAUCACAUACGUUUACUACAAGCGUAUUAUUGUCUAAUAUACCUCCAAACAUUUGCCCAAGAAACAAAACUAAAGAAUCCAGAAUGUAAUGUUAGCAUCUUGUACUGCGGGGACUUCAAUAGUUCACCAGAAAAUGGUAUUUAUCAAUUAAUGACUCAGAAACUUAUUCCAGAAGAUUAUGCUGAUUGGAAGUCAUGUCCUGAGCAAAUCAUAGAAAAUGUAACUUUGAAGCAUGAUAUUAAUUUAUCUAGUGCUUGUGGUACUCCAGAAUUUACAAAUUACACAAGUACUUUUUCUGGAUGUUUGGAUUAUAUAUUUUAUCAAACAGAUUAUUUAGGAGUAGAACAGGUAAUUCCAAUGCCAAGUAAGGAGGAGCUAAGUUUGCAUACCGGCCUUCCAUCUGUAGUGUUUCCAAGUGAUCAUAUUUCUUUAUGUGUUGAUUUAAAGUGGAUAAAAUAAAAAUUAGUUUAUCUUGAAAAA